AUAGUUCUCCGUUCUUUUCUUUUUUGAUACCUCAGAGAAUGUCGGGAUCCACAGAUGACACGAUGAUUACACCGGAAGAAGCCUUUGACUUCGUGCGUGAUGCCCUGUGCAUCCCUGCGCCGUCCACCAAGUUCGAGGCGAGUCCAAAGGACUUUCUUCAAGAUCCUUCGAGCGUAUUUCCAUCACAUCCCGUUCCAGAACCUCAAAAAUAUUGCCACGCCCCACCGCAAGAGACAUGUUCCUACCGUAGCCGAGAUCAAGCAGGAUAUUCUUACCGAUAAGAUAGGCGGACUUUGUUACCAACAGAAUGUCUUCUUCUAUCUCCUCCUCCAAGCUUUGGGUUUUGAUGUCACGCUUAUCGCUUGCGACAUCGAAGAACCCAGCGACCAUGCCGCCGUAAUCGUCCACAAUUUGACAAGUGAGGGCAGCAGGCAUUACGCCGACGUCGGGAACGGGAAUCCGUAUUUUUGCGCAGUUCCCUUCGACUUCAAGGACGAGUCACCUGUGUACCACGAGUCCUUCCUGCGUUUCAAGUUUUCCCGCCAAGAUGACGUCAUAUUUUGUUUGCAUCAAGUCGACGGUCACCCGGCCAAGCAGACCAUGGAAACCUUUCCUGUCACCGAUGGUUGGUACCGAUUUAUCCGCAUUAAUUUCAAGAAAGGUGUCGAGGUAGCCCACUUUAAACCCAGCAUGACACCCAGAUAUGUCAGCAUUGAUGAUAUGCCUAGACAUUUCUUUCUAACCAGCCUCAAAUGCAUGGCGUUUCCUGACGGUCGCUUUGUUUGUAUCAAUAACACUACUCUAUUAAUAGAGAAUGAGCCUGGAUGCAUUUCGAAGUCCUAUUUCAGGUCUCGUAAAGAGAUCAAAGAGGCGUUUACCAAAUAUUUCCCUCAGAUUUCACAGUCAAUGCUGGACGAAGCCAUGAAUGAUGAUUAUGUCAAGUUAGAUUACAAAAAGGGGAUUUUGUAAAUACGUCAUUAAAUCUGCUUAUGAUUUUUGUUUUUAUUAAUUAUUAAAUCAUAGAGAGAGAGAGAGAA
Molecule: messenger RNA, 1037 nt
Organism: Strongylocentrotus purpuratus (purple sea urchin)
Lineage: Eukaryota; Metazoa; Echinodermata; Echinoidea; Camarodonta; Strongylocentrotidae
Exons: 2
Coding region: 100-969 (289 amino acids)
Molecular function (GO): acetyltransferase activity
Source: RefSeq, a predicted model, not a curated record